Molecule: messenger RNA, 313 nt
Organism: Scutellospora calospora
Lineage: Eukaryota; Fungi; Glomeromycota; Glomeromycetes; Diversisporales; Gigasporaceae
Source: the annotation of a GenBank genome assembly
ACUUGUAGAAGAUCUUAGAUUUUUUGAAAUUAGGAAUAAGCUGAUUACACUAUUCAUAACUCAAUGUUUGUCUUAUUUGAAAACUUUGUUACAAUCAGAAAUUAUUAAUCAACCUAUUAGUAAAGAAAUGAGAUUUAAAUUUGAAGAAAAUCUUGUUGAUACUGAAAUAUAUAUUGUGAUGUUUUCAAUUCAAUGCUUUGAUUCACAGUUUAUCCAAAUUCAACAUCAUAAUAUUACUUAUACUCAGAAAUUCAAGAAUUUAAAAAAUCAACUAACCAAAUUAUUCAAGAGUGGUCAAUUUACUGUGGAUUAG